Molecule: messenger RNA, 2393 nt
Organism: Cyprinodon tularosa
Lineage: Eukaryota; Metazoa; Chordata; Actinopteri; Cyprinodontiformes; Cyprinodontidae
Product: DDB1- and CUL4-associated factor 7-like
Exons: 8
Coding region: 158-1186 (342 amino acids)
Cellular component (GO): nucleus
Molecular function (GO): protein binding
Source: RefSeq, a predicted model, not a curated record
CAUUCUAUUUUUGAACGCCGCCAUCACUGCCAUGUUUUUGAACACUAUCCAGCUGCUGUGUGUCUUCAAUUUGAAACAUUUGCCAGGAAAUUUCUCCCCAGUUGUGACUUGUACCGGGAAGAAAGAUUCGUAAUAAGGUGUUUCACCAGUUUCGGGGAUGUCUCUGCACGGAAAACGUAAGGAAAUCUAUAAAUACGAAGCCCCAUGGACGGUUUACGCCAUGAAUUGGACGGUCAGGCCGGAUAAACGUUUCCGGUUGGCGCUCGGUAGCUUCGUGGAGGAAUACAACAACAAGGUGCAGAUAGUUGGUUUGGAGGAAGAGAGCUCAGAGUUUGUGUGUCGAAACACCUUCGACCACCCGUACCCCACUACCAAGAUAACAUGGAUUCCUGACACCAAAGGAGCGUAUCCCGACCUUUUGGCCACCAGUGGCGACUACCUGAGAAUUUGGAGGGUGAGCGACACAGAGACCCGUUUGGAGUGCCUACUGAACAACAACAAAAACUCCGACUUCUGUGCCCCUUUAACAUCCUUUGAUUGGAAUGAAGUGGACCCAAACCUGCUAGGUACUUCCAGUAUAGAUACCACCUGCACCAUCUGGGGUCUGGAGACCGGACAGGUGCUGGGCAGGGUCAAUUUAGUGUCGGGUCACGUGAAGACGCAGCUCAUUGCUCAUGAUAAAGAGGUGUAUGACAUCUCCUUUAGUCGAGCUGGUGGGGGCAGGGACAUGUUUGCCUCUGUCGGAGCAGACGGGUCGGUCCGCAUGUUUGACCUCCGUCACCUUGAGCACAGCACGAUCAUCUACGAGGAUCCUCAGCACCACCCACUGCUGCGGCUUUGCUGGAACAAGCAGGACCCCAACUACCUGGCCACCAUGGCCAUGGACAGCAUGGAGGUGGUGAUCCUGGAUGUGCGUGUCCCUUGCACACCUGUGGCUAAACUCAGCAACCAUCGAGCUUGUAUUAAUGGAGUCGCCUGGGCGCCACACUCCUCCUGUCAUAUCUGUACAGCAGCCGACGACCACCAAGCUUUAAUCUGGGACAUCCAGCAGAUGCCGCGGGCCAUAGAGGACCCCAUACUGGCCUACACCGCAGAGGGAGAGAUCAACAACGUGCAGUGGGCUUCCACCCAGCCCGACUGGAUUGCAAUCUGUUACAACUGCCGCCUGGAAAUCCUCAGAGUCUGAGGAGCAAAACACAGAGACGAGACAUAAAGCAGCUCAGAAAUAUUCUCAGCUGCCAGGAAUUUGGAUAAAGAAAAAAAAUUUUUUGGAAGAAUAUUCAAUUUGCACUUCUGGCUUCAUUUUGAUGCUAAUCUUUGUAAUGCUGUUUGUGUGACUUUAUUUGGAUGUAUUGUUUGUUAAAAGCAUGGCAGUUGCAGUUAGGCUAAAUAUAAAACUGUGGAUGAGAAACUAGAGCUGAAUAUCGACCACUUUAUGAUACAGGAAAACUGGACGACACUGAAAGGAUCCUUUAAGCUUGUCAUUUCAUUUCACUUGUCUUUUCAUUUCUCCAAAGAUCUGAAACAGUAAGUUAGUGAAAAUCAACAAACCUUUUCCUACAGCUGCCACACUGUUUCUCUGCAGUCCUGUAGAGGGCGCUGAAUCAUUCUAUCCAAAGUCAUAUUUAGCUCUGCAAAAUGGAUUCAAUCAAGGGAAAUGCAUAUUUCUGAAGUCUCUCAGUGCCUCACAGUCUAAUAUAUUUUUCACAUGGAGCAAGAGGUUAUUUCUCAUGGGAGGAUAAGCAAAUUAUUAACCCUAAUUAGGGUUAUUGCACAACCAAUAACUGGUAUAUCAUUUAACAAAUAGGAGGUUUAUGAUAGCAGAUAGGUGCUCAUCAAAGAUGGAGCCUCAGUAACUUGAUGGAAAGCAAACAUUAUUAAUACAGAGUAUUUACAAGAUGCUUUUCCUGAGAAUGAAUAAAGUGCAAUGCUGCAAGUUGAGACAGGAUUAAAUACAAAAAAAUCCAGGCCAGUGCUAGAAGCUUCCACGUUUUCAAAGUUCACAUGCUGCCUUCUCUACCUCCUGAUGAAAUAAACCUGUUGAGAUUUUGGCACCGUUGUGAGAAACAGCCCCGUGCAACUCAAAUAAUUACAUGACUGUUACUUUUACUUGUGUAAGACCAACACACAAGAUUAAAAACAAUUAAGCUUUUAUCGUCGUCUAGGAGAUAAGCUACAGUUGUAUGCAUGCUUUAAUAUGAUCGUUGCUAUUGGCUCAUUGUGUUCAUCUGCUGAAGAAAAUAGACUGCAGUUUACCUUUAACUGGUUCUUUUUGUGGAAUCUGCUGUACUGAUCUUCAUUGAAUUUGUAAUUAUUCAAGAUUUAUACGAUAUUUCAUUUGUUGCUACAUUUAUUUCAUUACUAAAAAAAAAAAAAUGUUGCUUUAAAAAACU